Molecule: messenger RNA, 1806 nt
Organism: Phlebotomus argentipes
Lineage: Eukaryota; Metazoa; Arthropoda; Insecta; Diptera; Psychodidae
Product: corticotropin-releasing factor receptor 2-like
Exons: 5
Coding region: 40-1788 (582 amino acids)
Biological process (GO): cell surface receptor signaling pathway; adenylate cyclase-modulating G protein-coupled receptor signaling pathway
Cellular component (GO): plasma membrane
Molecular function (GO): G protein-coupled peptide receptor activity; peptide hormone binding
Source: RefSeq, a predicted model, not a curated record
GCUGCCACACUGGAAAAGAGCAAUGCUUUGUGCUCUAGAAUGGUUCUGAGGAGUAGUUUUCGCUUCAUACCACUGGUUCUGCUUGUUUGGACAGUGCGAGUCGACGGAGAUUGUCGAUAUCGAAACCGCGAAGCUCUUCCUGAGGGAAUCUUCUCACUUUUCGCCGACUCUGGAUGCUACAAGUACACGCAGAAGAAGUUUUUCAUCGACAAUGGGCUCUCAAAGAAUAUCACUUCAUGUUCUAUUAACGGCAAUGCGGUUCCUGGAAUUAUCGUGGAUAGCAGAUGUCAGGUUUUCCACCAUAACAACUCUCUAAUUCAGGAUCUCGUGCAGAAGUCCUUCGUGAGCGAUACCUACUUCCUGCGUUGGCUUCAAUGCUGCGAAGACGCCUUGCAGUGCUGCAGGGAAACUAGUGGAGAAAAUGCUGAAGGGAACCUGGGUCAGUGUCCUGCAGUCUGGGAUGGCUGGACUUGCUACAGCUCUGUAGCUGCAGGAACUGUGGUUGAGAAGCCCUGUCCAACAUACGCCUAUUCAGGGUCAGGACCUCAGUGCACUCAUUACAGCAGAAAAGAGUGCUUCAGCGAUGGAACCUGGAAUGUGAACACAAACUAUUCAACCUGUGCCAUCAACCAACGCUUGAUCACCAGACUUAAAUGGCACUUGGCAAUGCUGGGAAUAUCUCUAGCAUUCUCUCUUCCUGCACUUGUGAUCUUCUUCGCCUAUAAGAGUCUUCAAUCCCUCAAAUUCAUAUUGAUACGCAAUCUAAUCCUUGCCAUUGUCAUCAGGAGUAUUCUUGUGAUCAUGUCCAAGAGAUUGAUAAUCUUUGAUGCUCUGGUCAAUGAGGAAGACACUGUUAUCUCUAAAAACGGGGUUUCUUGUCGUAUUCUAGCGUUCUUUGAGAAACUGGCUGCAAACACAGUGUUCACUUGUAUGCUCUUGGAGGCCAUUCAUCUGCACAGCCUCUUGACCAACAUUUUUGAGCACCGUCGAAGCUUCAAUACCAUCAACAUGAAGUUCUUCUACAUCAGUGGAGGUGCAAUCUCCCUUCUGGCCGCGCUUUCUUGGGCGUUGGCCAUGGCUCUGGCCAAUGAUCAGUACUGCUGGAUGGUCACGGAUGGCACGGACUUCCAGUGGAUCAACGACGCUCCACGUCUUCUCAUGUUAGCCAUUAACUUCGUCCUUCUGAUUCACAUCAUUCGCUGUCUCCGCAAGAUGCUCAGGGAAAAUCCGAACGAGAGUAAUUACUACAUUCAGAGAUUGGCGAAGAUUUCCUUGAUUUGCCUGCCACUGUUUGGAGUGCCGUUUCUCUUCGUGGCCAUCCGUCCAGACACGCAGUCGUGCAUUUGGGAGCAAUUCUACUACUUCGUCUCCUACGCUCUGGAAGGUUUGCAGGGCAUUUUCGUGGCACUCCUUCACUGCUACACGAACAAGGAAGUGCAGUGCACUUUGCGCGAGUCCUGGUGGAAGUUCCGUGAGUAUUUGCCUGAUCACAUUAAAAUGCGGCUGCCGGGCUCAACACAGAAUACUUGGGAUAGUGGGUGCGACCGGCCGAACGCGACACUCAGCAGCAACGUGGAGUAUUCCAGCGGAAAGUCGGCCAUUGUCCAGUCGAAGUGCUCUCCGGACGUCCACAAUUCACGGAGAACCCUCCGCACCACCUCCAUAGACACCCAGAGCACGUGGAGUUACAGAGAUGACGCCGCGUUCGAGAACUUCGAUCUGUCGCCGCAAAGAGAGGCGCCAGAAGCCAAGUUCUCGCCGAGGAUCGGCCGAGACAGUGAGGCAUGAUGUGAAUUAAUCAGGAGU